This is a messenger RNA of Diuraphis noxia (Russian wheat aphid), 707 nucleotides long. RefSeq lists its product as uncharacterized. Lineage: Eukaryota; Metazoa; Arthropoda; Insecta; Hemiptera; Aphididae. The record is from RefSeq and is a predicted model, not a curated record.
GUGGACACGGAAACAGACUUCCAUCACUGGACGACAACCAUUGCGGGGCAACUCCUGAGCCAAACACCAUUGGACGACGUUAAGUAUCUCGACAUACUCGGCAUUGUCACUGACCAUGCACCGUUUCGACGAUACUCAUCAACAGAUUCAUUAAUGACAUCUGCAUCCAAGUACAAAAAAACUAGUUUGGACAUGCAAGAAGUCAAUAACAACCAUAUGCCUUCAUUUAGUUCACGCAUGUACAAGAAGAAUGUUUCACACUUGCCAGACUUGAUUCGAGAAUGCGAACAGUUGCGUAGAUCGCCAGUCAACGAGUUCUCAGACCUAAUACCAGUUAAACAGAAACGCAAGAUAUUCGAAGAAUMCCUUACUUGCUCUUCAAAAAGUGUGGACAAUUUGCAUGAUCUUUCAACUCAUAUAACAAACAUUAAGUCUAGAUCAAUGAACAAUUUGGAUUUAAGAGCCGUGCCAGUGAAAGAUAUUUGCAGAUAUUUCGAAAGCAGAUUCAAUACUAAUGAAGCCAAUACCAUAAAAUUCAGAUCACUGUAUUAACUGAAAUCUAGUAAACAAUAAUGAAUUAUGGCCUUAUGGGUAAAUCAAUGUUUAUUAGACAUUGUGUGAAUACCUUUAGAUGAAGAAAAAUGUUCCAAAGAUUUAUGAAACUAUUAUAAUAUAUUACUUAAUGUAUACUCUUAGUCAUUAAUAAA